AUGAAGGCACUACCAGCAGACAGGCAGGACAUGAAGAUGAGCCUUAUCUUGUCCUUUUUCUAUUUCGCCCCUUUAUGCUCUGCAUUUUCCACUUUUCCUUCAUCUUGUAAAUUGCGGAGAAAGUUUCACCUUAAUGAAAUGCACAAACCUGGCGAUGUGGUUAUAGGUGGGCUGUUUGAGGUCCAUUACAGUUCUGUCUUCCCUGAGCAGACAUUUACCAUGGAGCCACAACAGCCAAGCUGCAAAGGCUUUGAUACUCUGGGGUUCAGGCAAGCCAUGAGCAUGGCCUUUGCUAUUAAUGAGAUCAACAACAAGUCCGAUCUGCUACCUAAUGUGACUCUGGGAUACAGUCUAUAUGACAAUUGUGGUGCACUUGUUAUUGGAUUCAGUGGUGCAUUAUCACUGGCAAGUGGUCGAGAGGAGCAGUUUAUGCUUCAGCAGAACUGCAUUGGGAGCCCUCCAGUCUUGGGGAUUGUGGGUGAUUCAUUCUCUACAUCUUCUAUUGCGAUCGCCAGUGUGCUAGGUUUAUACAAAAUGCCCAUAGUGAGUUAUUUUGCCACAUGUUCCUGUUUGAGUGAUCGGCAGCGGUUUCCAUCCUUCUUUAGAACAAUUCCAAGUGAUGCCUUUCAGGUGCGUGCGAUGAUUCAGAUUCUGAAGCACUUUGGUUGGACUUGGGUCGGUCUGCUGGUCAGUAAUGAUGACUAUGGACUCAACGUUGCCCAAUCCUUCCAAUCCGACCUGGUUCAGACUGGUGGCGGAUGUCUGGCCUACGUAGAGGUUUUGACUUGGGACAGUGACCCAAGUGAACUCAAGAGGAUUGUAGAUGUGAUGAGGAAAUCUACAGCUCGUGUAGUCAUGGUGUUUGCACAUGAGAGUCUCUUGAUUAAUCUAAUGGAAGAGGUGGUGAGGCAAAAUUUGACAGGCCAGCAGUGGAUAGCAAGUGAAGCUUGGACAACAGCUACAGUGUACCAGACACCUCGUCUCAUGCCGUACCUGAGUGGCACACUGGGCAUUGCCAUCCGCCGAGGAGAAAUACCAGGAUUUCGGGAAUUCAUCUUACAAAUGCGCCCUGACCAAAAUGAAAACAUUUAUGGAAAUGACAUGGUUACGCAGUUUUGGGAAUCUACAUUUCAGUGUAGAUUUAAUCCAGUUGAUUUGGCAGAAGCUGGGGGAGCACUCUGCACUGGACAUGAAUAUAUGGAAAGGAUGGAGACUGAGUUUUUGGAUCUUUCUAACCUCAGGCCUGAGUACAAUGUUUACAAGGCUGUGUAUGCUCUGGCCUAUGCUCUUGAUGAUAUGCUGCAGUGUGAGCCAGGGAGAGGCCCUUUCAGUGAGCACAGCUGUGCCAAUUUGCAAAUGUUGGAGCCAUGGCAGCUUGUACAUUAUUUGCAAAAAGUCAGCUUCACCACACCAUUUGGUGAUCAAGUGUCAUUUGAUGAGAAGGGUGAUGCCUUACCUAUCUAUGAUGUCAUGAACUGGCUGUGGCUCCCUGAUGGAAGAACUAAAGUUCAGAAUGUGGGUGAGGUCAAGAGGUCGGUCUUCACAGGUGAAGAACUCACAAUUGAUGAAGAUAAAAUCUUCUGGAACUUUGAAUCAAAUAAGCCACCCAGAUCAGUGUGCAGUGACAGCUGUCCUCCAGGUACCCGCAUGGCCAGAAAGAAAGGGGAACCUGUGUGCUGUUUUGACUGCAUCCCUUGUUCUGAGGGAAAGAUCAGCAAUAAGACUGACUCCAUGGAGUGCACCAGUUGUCCUGAGGACUUCUGGUCCAGCCCCCAGCGUGACCACUGUGUGCCAAAGAAAACAGAGUUUCUCUCCUACCAUGAGCCUUUAGGUAUUUGUUUGACAACCACCUCCUUGCUUGGCACAUUUGUCUGUACAGUUGUCCUAGCCAUCUUCACCUAUCACCGUAGUACACCAAUAGUGAGUUAUUUUGCCACAUGUUCCUGUUUGAGUGAUCGGCAACGGUUUCCGUCCUUUUUUCGAACAAUCCCAAGUGAUGCAUUUCAGGUGGUGAGGCAGAAUGUGACAGACCAGCAGUGGAUAGCCAGUGAAGCUUUGACAACAGCUACUGUGCUUCAGACACCCCGUCUAAUGCCAUACCUGGGUGGCACACUGGGCAUCGCCAUCCGUCGAGGAGAAAUACCAGGGCUCAGGAAAUUCCUCUUACAAAUACGUCCCGACAUAAAUGACAAUGGCAAUAAUGUAAAUAGCAUGGUGAGACAGUUUUGGGAAUACACAUUUCGAUGUAAAUUUGACCCAGAAGGUUGGAUGGGAGCUAGUGGAGCACUCUGCACUGGACGAGAAGAUAUUGAGAGAGUGGAGACUGAGUUUUUGGAUCUUUCCAACCUCAGGCCAGAGUAUAACGUGUACAAGGCUGUGUAUGCUCUGGCUUAUGCCCUUGAUGAUAUGCUACAGUGUGAGCCAGGGAAAGGGCCUUUCAGUGGGCACAGCUGUGCAACUUUGCAAACUCUGGAGCCAUGGCAGCUUGUCCAUUAUUUGCAAAAGGUCAACUACACGACAGGAUUUGGAGAUGAAGUAUCAUUCGAUAAGAAUGGUGAUGCAUUACCGAUCUAUGAUGUCAUGAACUGGCUGUGGCUCCCCGAUGGAACAGCUAAAGUUCAGAAUGUGGGUGAGGUCAAGAGGUCAGCCUUCAAAGGUGAAGAGCUCACAAUUUAUGAAGAAAAAAUCUUCUGGAACUUUGAAUCGAACAAGCCACCUCGAUCAGUGUGCAGUGAAAGCUGUCCUCCAGGUACCCGCAUGGCCAGAAAGAAAGGGGAACCUGUGUGCUGCUUCGACUGCAUCCCUUGUUCUGAGGGAAAGUUCAGCAAUAAAACUGACUCCACAGAGUGCACCAGCUGUCCUGAGGACUUGUGGUCCAGCCCCCAGCGUGACCACUGUGUUCCAAAGAAAACUGAGUUUCUCUCCUACCAUGAGCCUCUGGGUAUCUGCUUGACAGUAACCUCAUUACUUGGCACAUUUAUCUGUGCUGUUGUCCUUGGCAUAUUCACCUAUCACCGCAGUACACCUAUAGUACGUGCCAACAAUUCAGAAUUGAGUUUCCUGCUCUUGGUGUCACUUAAGCUUUGUUUCCUGUGUUCACUGCUGUUUAUUGGCUACCCGAGACUGUGGACAUGCCAACUGAGACAUGCAGCAUUUGGGAUCAGCUUUGUGCUUUGUGUCUCAUGCAUUUUAGUUAAAACCAUGGUGGUUCUGGCUGUGUUCAAGGCCUCCAAGCCAGGAGGUGGAGCCAACCUCAAGUGGUUUGGUGCAGUGCAGCAAAGAGGAACAGUUUUAGCUCUCACUUGCAUUCAGGCAGCAAUCUGCAUUGCUUGGAUUGUAUCUGCUUCACCAGAGCCUCAUAAAAACACUCAGUAUCACAAUGACAAGAUAGUUUAUGAGUGUGUAGUUGGGUCCACAGUUGGUUUUGCAGUGCUAAUGGGUUACAUUGGCUUAUUAGCUAUCCUUAGCUUCCUGUUAGCGUUUCUGGCAAGGAACCUUCCAGACAACUUUAAUGAGGCCAAACUCAUCACUUUCAGCAUGCUGAUCUUCUGUGCUGUGUGGGUGGCCUUUAUCCCUGCUUAUGUCAACUCACCAGGCAAAUAUGCAGAUGCAGUGGAGGUAUUUGCAAUCUUGGCCUCCAGUUUUGGUCUCUUGGUGGCACUGUUUGGACCCAAAUGUUACAUUAUUCUGAUGCGGCCAGAGAAGAACACAAAGAAAGCGAUCAUGGCUCGAGGAACCACAAAAUUAUAA
Messenger RNA from Acanthopagrus latus (yellowfin seabream), 3750 nucleotides. RefSeq names its product extracellular calcium-sensing receptor-like. The record is from RefSeq and is a predicted model, not a curated record. Gene Ontology annotation, molecular function: G protein-coupled receptor activity. The transcript has 16 exons. Bases 1 to 3750 code for a protein of 1249 amino acids. Gene Ontology annotation, cellular component: membrane. Gene Ontology annotation, biological process: G protein-coupled receptor signaling pathway. NCBI's taxonomy places the organism in Eukaryota, Metazoa, Chordata, Actinopteri, Spariformes, Sparidae.